AUGGCAACAGAUGUAGAUCAAAAAGUUAAUUCCAUACUGGAAAAUAUAAAAAAUGGUUCCAAUACCAACGAUGACAAAUGUUUACAAGUUGAAGAUAGUAAAGUUAAGAAACCUGUAAAUAAAACUAAAAAGAAGGCAAAUGAAAAUGAAAUACGAGGUGUACCAAAAUCAGGAAGAUUUUGGAAGUCUAAGAAAGAAAAAUUUUCCAAAAUAAUCAAAACAAAAGGGAUAAGACCGGAUUAUCAAAAGAAGGAAGCUUUACGAAUAGAACUAAAGAGGACUAAGGAUAUAUCACAUCAGAUAUUAGAGCAAAUUAAAGAAAAGGAAGAAGCAAGGAAGCAGAGACGGCGGGAAAACAUUAAACGUGCUGAGGAAAACAAAAGAAAAUCAGAAAUAGUCCAGGUCAUAACAAAUACUAAGAAACUGAAGAGAAUGAAGAAGAAACAACUGCGGUUUAUAGAAAAACGUGACAUUAAUGUUAACAAAGAGAACAAACAACAGAGUAGCGUAGAUAGUACAGUUGAAAAAUAA
Danaus chrysippus (African queen) is the source of this 531-nucleotide messenger RNA. Lineage: Eukaryota; Metazoa; Arthropoda; Insecta; Lepidoptera; Nymphalidae. The record is from the annotation of a GenBank genome assembly.